AUGGAUUAAUCUUCAUCAAUUCUGAGUAUUAAGAGAGAGAAAUUUAGAACCGUGAUCAGAAAAGAGUUCAUUGAAUAACAACUCAAAAAAAAGAGAAUCAUUAUACCUGAAUAGGAAGAUCACGAUUUGAAUGAUAAACUCAAAAUUAUUAAAAAAUAGAUGAUAGCCAUUCAUGAAAAUAUUGAAAACGAUUUUAAAAAAGCCAUGAUUAAAUAUUAUGAUUAUUUAGUAGACUAAGAUCUCAUGAAUGAAUUGCUUCUCUAAUUUGAAUUGAAUUGGCAAUAAAAUUAUAGGAUAAAUAUCUAUUGGAUACUUUGCAAUCUAACUCUAGGAGAUAAUAUUGGAGCUAAAUUUCUAUUCGAUACAAAUUUCGACUUUUUAAAAAUACUCUACACUGAUAUUAAGAAUCCUGCUUAUAAUGAAUUUGUUCUUGAAAUCAUACAAAAUUUGUUAGCAGAUGAUGACAUUGAUGUUUUCGAAUAUCUGAUGAGAGAUGAUGAAUUACUUCAAAUGCUUAAUAAAAAUGUCAAUAUCAUAUCAGAAGAAAACUAUAAAAAAUUAUUAGUGCAUAUUUGUGUUAAAAUUGUUGAAUUUAAAUCAUUGUUGAGUAAUUAUUUAGUUGAAACAUUGUGUUAAUUGAUGCCUUAGUAUAUAGCAUUUUAAUGCACUUACAUUCUGACUUCAAGAAUGGAAUUUAGUAAUCAUCAUCUGGUCCUUCAUGCCAUUCGAUAUUUACUAAACAAUGAUGACAAUCUCACGUCUAUAAUCUUAAGGAUUUUACAAGAAAUAACAGAUUCUUAUUUACUCUAUUAAAUAUUGCAAUAAAAAGAAAUACAUAGCUUUAUCUGUAAUUUGUUUUUAACAACAAACAAUUCAAAUUGUAUUAAAUCUCUACUAACUAUAUUUUAUAAUGUAGUCGAAUCAGAAGAGAUAUAAUUUUAUAUCUGUCAGAAGGAAGUCUUAAACUUAAUAAUAAAAUAUUCAUUAAACUUAGAAUACACUGAAAAAUCAUUAAAUGUAUUAGAAUAUCUAAUGCAAGAUGAUAAUUUUUUAUUUGAAUAUCCUGAACUUGUAGAUGAAAAGUAUUAUUGUUCAUAACUUCAUAAUUUAAAUGAUGAAGAUCCAAAUACUUCAAUUGCUAUUUUAAAUUACAUUAAAAGAGUACUAGAAUUUUGGGAUACAAGGAAUGAUGACAAGUAUUUAAAUAUAUUUUCUAAAUACAAAAAUAAGAAAAUUUGCAUAUGUCUUAAAAUAAAAGUCUAUCAAAUUUAGCAAAUUAGUUACUUUUAUGCUAUGAUUGAAUUAUUAUUAUUUUUAUUAAUAUAUAAAUAUUUUGGAAUGUUUAGAACUUUAGAUGAUUUAAAGAAAGGUGAAAAAGAUGAAAAACAAAAGAAAACAAGCAAUUCUUAUGCUGGAGGAGAAAAGAGUGGUCUUUCUGUUGAAAAUCCUGAUGAUAUGGAUUAAAUAAUUAAUAAUGCAAAAUAAGGAGGCACCAGGCCUGAUUAAGAUGAGGAUCCAAAAGAAUGGUGCAAAAUUACUUUAUGGAGUAAUGGAUUUUAAAUUAAUGAUGGUGAAUUCAAAGAUAUCAACGAUCCAGAAAACAAGAAAUUUCUAGCUGAAUUAAGAUAAAAUUAAGUGCCUACAUCCCUGCGAUCUAAAUAUCCAAAAGGAUUGAGCGUCAAAUUGGAAGAUAAAAAAACAGAGAAAUAUGUACCACCACCUCCUCCAAAAUAUGUGGAAUUUAGUGGAUCAGGAGUCAGUUUGGGAUAAUAAUAAUUUGUUUAAUAAUAACAACAAGUUAAAGUAGAUUUGAGCAAAUAAGGAUAAAUACAAAUUGAUCCUAAUCAACCCACAACUAACAUUAUGGUGAGACUCUCCACUGGUAACACAAUUACAUUGACAGUUAAUACUACAACAAGAGUGUCAGCCAUUCAAUAACAUCUUUUAAGAAUGAUGAACUUGCCUCCUCAAAAAUAAAUCUAGUUAAUUUCUGGCUUCCCUCCAAGACCAAUUUAGAAUCUCAACUAAACUGUUGAAGAAGCUGAUUUAUGCGAUUCCUAAAUCACUUAAACUGUUGUUUGAGUUAUUAGAACAAAAAUAUCUAUAGUAUAAUUUAUUUCGUA
This is a messenger RNA of Paramecium tetraurelia, 2123 nucleotides long. RefSeq lists its product as uncharacterized. The record is from RefSeq and is a predicted model, not a curated record. Gene Ontology annotation, cellular component: nucleus; cytosol. The transcript has 6 exons. Gene Ontology annotation, biological process: proteasome-mediated ubiquitin-dependent protein catabolic process; nuclear membrane reassembly; autophagosome assembly. NCBI's taxonomy places the organism in Eukaryota, Ciliophora, Oligohymenophorea, Peniculida, Parameciidae. Gene Ontology annotation, molecular function: ubiquitin binding.